AGCUGGCUUAUGCACAGCUAACAAGGUAAAUUUGGAAAAGCCGCUGCUCCUGAUGGUUCUGCAUUAGUGCUUGAGUAUCUCCGAAAACAAAAGUAUAGAUCUCUUCCACUCAGUUGAGUAGGCUGGUUAGUGUUGUUCAAGUAACUAAUAUGUUGUGGGCUGUCAACGAGACAGUCGUCCUUAUUCGGUUGGUUUUCAUAAUGAUUUUAAUGAUGGCGAUAAGGGAAGGUAGGGAAAGGUCUUCCACGGCUGAUGUACGGCAGGCUACCGAGGUUUCGGUGAAUCUGCACAAUAAGAUUACAAAAGCACACGCUGCGAAAGCUCUACGGGAACUACAUCAGAAUAAACAAAUUGAAGGACGGGCUGCUGGGAAACAGAUAGUAUAUCACGCCCUCCAGGAGACGUCCACCGAAGUGACACCCGAGAUCAUUGCAGCUUUGGAUGAACAGGCUGAGAAACUGCAGGAGCAAGUAACCAGUCUCGAAGCUGCAGAGAAAAGGACGCGAGCGGAGCUAGCAACCAUCUGUGCAAGACCCUUGCUCUCCGAACUUCGACGGGAUGUCGGUCAGUUUGAGCAAGAACAUGAGGCAAUCCGUGCACGCCUGGUGCAGGCGCGAGGGAGCGACGCAGGGACUGUACCCGUGCAGAUAAGAGUGGAUGAUGAAAGAGACUGGAACCAUUGGCAGAAUCAGGCCAAGGUGCGCGGUCGGAUUUGUCGCGAUCUAUGGCGGAUGUGUUCGGAAGUUGUGCCCGACCGAGAAGAGCUAUGGGAGAAUCUGGGAUUGGAGGGACCAUUUCUCAAGUGAUGAUGAAAUUGAGAGGUAGAGAGAGGUCUACCUGUUCGACCUGGUCACAAGCAAACACUGGUCCACAAUCCUGAAUCUUCCUAUGGCCAUUAAUACUAUACAC
Molecule: messenger RNA, 909 nt
Organism: Aspergillus piperis CBS 112811
Lineage: Eukaryota; Fungi; Ascomycota; Eurotiomycetes; Eurotiales; Aspergillaceae
Product: putative TBP interacting domain protein
Exons: 5
Coding region: 150-806 (218 amino acids)
Biological process (GO): meiotic strand invasion involved in reciprocal meiotic recombination; meiotic joint molecule formation; homologous chromosome pairing at meiosis
Cellular component (GO): DNA recombinase auxiliary factor complex; condensed nuclear chromosome
Molecular function (GO): double-stranded DNA binding; recombinase activator activity
Source: RefSeq, a predicted model, not a curated record